Temnothorax curvispinosus is the source of this 1099-nucleotide messenger RNA. RefSeq lists its product as uncharacterized. The annotation marks the transcript as partial. The transcript has 2 exons. The record is from RefSeq and is a predicted model, not a curated record. Lineage: Eukaryota; Metazoa; Arthropoda; Insecta; Hymenoptera; Formicidae.
AUGAUCGGCGGUACUACAGGUGCUACUGAAACGAUACCGGCCGAAUCCGCUACAAGUAUGAAUAUUAGUACGAAAUUUUUGGAAGUUCUGAAAUUGUCGUUUAAAAUAAAGUACAUGGAUGAAGACACUGCACCUGCUAAGAAGAGAAAAAAAAUCGAAGCGAUAGAAAAGAGAAUGAAUGCAUUAUUUAGUAAUGUAAACGAUGUUUUCACGGGUAUUGAUGAUAUUAUUGCUUUAGCGACAGCUUAUUACAACAUAGGCUUACAAUAUGUUUACUCUAAACAUGACGAUUCGAAAACCGCUUACAGAUAUUUUUCAAAAUGUAUGAAACUGUUAAAAGGAAAGGAGUCAGACUAUAAAACUAUAUUACUACAUAUAGGUGUACUUAACGAAAUAAAUUCAGUUUAUGAAAAACUGUUCUCAAAGGAGCAUACUUAUUGGUUGAAUAAAGCGGUAGAAGAAUAUUUAAUAUACACAACGAAGGAUAAUUAUCGUCAUCCCAUCCACAUCGCAAGUCUUGUUGAUAUUAAAGAAAGAGAAUCAGAUCCUAGGACUAUCUUGGACACUUUGCAUCAUAAAACUUUACAGGAAUUAGGAGAUAGAUAUCGUACAAGACCGAAAGAUAAGCACUUAUUUGUAGGAUGCAUGAAUACCUUGAUAAACAACCGAGUGAGGUACAUGGUAGUUAACAAAAGAAAAUUUGAUGACAAAUGUCCUGAUAUGGCUUUAACUAUAUUCGAUCUGUCGAAAUACUUCUUAGCAAACAGUCAUUUUGCUAUAGCUAAAAGUUACAUUACUAUGGCAGAUUGUGUAAUACACAAAUUUGUUGAAGAUAGAUUGAAAACAACAGGAAAAAAAGGGACAAGUAGUUAUCAACUGCCUAAAAAUUAUAUGGAUGCUCGUGCCGUUAGAGAUAUAUCUUGGGGUUUCUAUGGAGUUUCUCUUUUACGUUUCCGGAUGGAAAAAUUCUCACAAAAUAAGGAAAGCAAAUCUGAGAUAGAAGAUCUUAUAUUAAAAGUAGAAACAAAAUCUGAGGUGCCAGAUUUAUUGUUUUCUGUCUUAGAAGAACAACGUAUAACCAUUGAGAUUGCAGAAACAU